Neodiprion fabricii is the source of this 1161-nucleotide messenger RNA. RefSeq names its product protein D2-like. The record is from RefSeq and is a predicted model, not a curated record. The transcript is spliced from 4 exons. Bases 388 to 1017 code for a protein of 209 amino acids. NCBI's taxonomy places the organism in Eukaryota, Metazoa, Arthropoda, Insecta, Hymenoptera, Diprionidae.
UGGAAAAAUUGUCGAAUGACGAUAUUUCACCGAUAUCGAAUUAGUGAUUGGUAUUAUUGAUCUAUUCAAACGAUAAUAAUUUCACACUCUCGUUUCAUAGUUGAACUUCCACACGAUUGUAGCUCUUCAGUCAACUCAAGUCAUUGAAACACUCAGCGACGUAAUUUCGCAACUCUGAAGUCAGUGAAACGGUGGUUAGAAAAAACUUCGAAGAUUGAUAAUUCUUGAAGGUUAUCUACUGAGAAAUAAUUAUCAAGUUUAAUCGUCGAGAACGCGCCAUUUUAGCAAUCGUCUACACGAUAAGGCCUGAGGGCAGAGGGUAUUCUAACCGGAGAAGCGCGUUGCAGUACAUUCUGAACCGGCGUUGGUAAUUGUACGUGGCACGUGAUGUCAAAAGUGUUACUUAGCGCAACUUCACUGCUAGCCAAGAGAACCUUCAGCUACACGCCUAGAGUUCUAUCUUCAACAAUGACCGAAGCACUGAAACAGCACGGCGUUGUGCCGGACGUAAUCGACAAGGUACCAGCCUCGAUUGCCAAGGUAUCAUACCCUGGAAAUUUGUCCGUUGACAUUGGGAAAGUUCUUACGCCAACGCUAGUGAAAGACCAACCAACCGUCACCUGGGAUGCAGAUCCUUCGACAUUCUACACAGUUUGCAUGACGGAUCCUGACGCACCUAGUCGUAAGACACCAACAUACAGAGAAUGGCACCACUGGCUUGUGGGAAACGUUCCAGGAGACGAUAUUUCCAAGGGUGACGUUCUCUCCGAAUACGUUGGCUCUGGCCCCCCCAAAGACACAGGUCUUCACCGCUACGUUUUCUUGGUAUACAAACAGCCUGGUAAGAUUAACUUUGACGAACCGCGGUUGACCAAUAAAAGUGGAAACAAUCGCGGCAAAUUUUCUAUCAAGAAGUUUGCUGCUAAAUACAACCUUGGAGAUCCUAUUGCCGGGAACAUGUACCAGGCUGAAUACGAUGACUACGUUCCCAUAUUGUACAAGCAGCUCGGUGAAUAAUUUCACUUGUUAUGUUUAUUGAUUUACAUAUGAUGUUAAUUUUAUGCAAUACACCGUACUACUGGUUACACGAGCGAGUCGUGAGCUAGCUGAUAAUCACGUAUUUUCUUACAAAUAAACUGUUUCACGUAGAUCACUGAUUCA